This is a messenger RNA of Malus domestica (apple), 1249 nucleotides long. Its product is annotated as RING-H2 finger protein ATL16-like. NCBI's taxonomy places the organism in Eukaryota, Viridiplantae, Streptophyta, Magnoliopsida, Rosales, Rosaceae. Gene Ontology annotation, biological process: protein ubiquitination. Gene Ontology annotation, molecular function: transferase activity. The record is from RefSeq and is a predicted model, not a curated record.
CAUCUAUGAAACACAAACUCUCAUGUUUCAUUGACAUUCAGCUCCAUUCUUUUUAUGGCACCAAAGCACAAAAACUGGUACAAUUUUGGUGAUCAAUCUGUCUUCCUAACCAUAAAAGACCAGGUAAACUCCACAUAUCCACCACCUCUGCCCAGUCCACCUUCUUCUUUCCCUACCUUAGCUAUUGUUCUACUAAGCCUCAUGGCCUCAGCUUUCUUGCUAGUGAGCUACUAUCUCAUUGUUGUCAAGUUUUGCUCAAAGUGGCACCAACUCAAUCUCUUGAUCAUGAGGUUUCCGACCACCUCACGAGCUCGACAAAAUGAGGAGCUACUUACGGCCUUCUCUCCGUCAGUGUGGAACCGCGGGCUUGACGAAUCAGUCAUUCGUGGAAUCCCAACUGUUCAGUUCAAAGGAGGAGAAGUUGAUGAAGAGAGAAGUGUGUGUGGAUGUGCAGUUUGUUUGAAGGAUUUUCAAGAACAAGACACACUAAAAGUUCUUCCCAAUUGCAGCCAUGAGUUUCACUUGGACUGCAUUGAUGUAUGGCUUCAAAGCAAUGCCAACUGCCCUCUUUGCAGAACAAGUGUUCCGGGUACUAUUCGUUGUCCGAUCGAUCAUGCCAUAGCACCGAGCUCUUCGCCUCAAGACUCGGAGCUGUUUUCUAUCGGUAGUGAUGUGGACUUUGUAGUGAUUGAAUUGGAGGGAGGAGAUGGAGUCAUAACUCAUAGCACAACAUAGAAGUUAUGAACCCAGAAGGACGGAGAACGUAAUAAAACUAAGGUCUGUUUUUCCUUUCCUAUUGAGUGUGAGUUGUAAUGUGAAUUUCUUUUUGUAACCUUUUCUUCUUAAUACAAGCGGUAUUGGAAGAGGGGAAAUCGAGCUCAGGACUUGAGAUGUAUAGAUGAAUGCUUUUAACUAAGCUGUAAACAGUGGCGCAAGAUUGGGAGAGGAUAAGUUAAACUCGGGACAUCAGGUGUAGAAGUGGAUGUUCUUAAUUAACUAAGUUGCAAGCCCUUCGAACGACAUUGGGAGGGGGAUCCAAACUCGGAGCCUUGUGUAGGUGAAUCAUCUUAACCAACUGAGCUAAAGAUGAGAUAAACCAAUGUAUGGGGUCACAUUGGGUUAAUUUUAGACAUAAUGAAAGACAUUAGAGAUUCCUUGCUUAAAGCUUGGCAUGGGUUUUUGAGAAUCAUUGCUUCUAGGUUUGUUAUCUUCUUCUUCUUCAUGAAUGAGAAUGAUUACUUUUAACAUA